Molecule: messenger RNA, 1398 nt
Organism: Coregonus clupeaformis (lake whitefish)
Lineage: Eukaryota; Metazoa; Chordata; Actinopteri; Salmoniformes; Salmonidae
Product: ribonuclease P protein subunit p38-like
Exons: 2
Coding region: 153-1025 (290 amino acids)
Biological process (GO): tRNA 5'-leader removal
Cellular component (GO): fibrillar center; nucleolar ribonuclease P complex; ribonuclease MRP complex
Molecular function (GO): ribonuclease P RNA binding; ribonuclease P activity
Source: RefSeq, a predicted model, not a curated record
AAAAAGAUGAGCUCAAUGCGCGUUUUAAGGGGCGUGGCUCUGUUGAAACGUCAUCAGCCAUGGUCAUACAAUAUGGCUGCGCCCAUGGACACAGCAUUAGUACUGGUGUGCACUGACCUACAACUGCUUUAAAAAAUAUAAUUGAGAUAAAGAUGGCCACUCCAGGCAGAGUGUCGAAAAAGGAGCGGAAGAAGCAGAUCCCAGCUAAGACGUCCCUGAACUCCCCCUACAGCCUGCAAUGGAGUCCGCUGCAGAGAGAUGACGUACACUUCAUCCUGGACACUCUGAAGAGCAAACUGUCAGCAACUGGCCUGGAAAAGAAAGAGGUGAAAGGGUUUCGACAGUGGGGGAAAAAGAGAAAUAAGAAACUGCCUACAGGACAUGACUCUGUAGCCGAGCCCCCACAGAUACCCCUCGACACUGUAACACCGGAAUGUCCUGUUAAACCCACAGAGCAAGGCUGGACUGAUGUAGCCGCUAGGAGGCAGCUGGCCAUCGGCAUCAAUGAGGUCACCAAGGCUCUGGAGAGGAACCAGCUCCGGCUGGUGCUCGUGUGCAAGUCGGUCAAACCGCCUCACAUGACGAGCCACCUGAUAGCGCUGUGCCGGACGCGAGGCGUGGCGGCAUGCCAGGUGCCAUGUCUCAGUGAGAGUGUGGCGGGACUGCUGGGGCUGAAGUGCGUCCUGGCACUGGGAUUCAGACAAGGGGAAGGGAACGAGGAUGGAACAUUCUCCGACACUGUGGAAGCCAUCCUACCUAGAGUGCCUGCUCUGCAGGUUGCCUGGAUACAAAGCCCUCCCAGUGACACAGGUGCAACAGUUGAGGGGCAGGUAGAAGGGGAAACAGCUGAAGAGGGGCAAAUGGUGGUGGAAAAGGGAGAGGAGACAAGGGGCCAAAAACGGAAAAUUGAAGACAUUUCUCCAGACAUGACAGAAUCUCCAUCCUGCGUACUUCAGCCUCUUAAAGUGAAAAAGAUAAUUCCCAAUCCUGCUAAAAUACGUAAACCGAAAACUAAGAAAAAGUAGAAGCAAUUUGGACUGAAUCAAAUGUUUUGGUUUCUCUCAUUUUAUGUACAAAAGAUUACAUGAAAUGGUAGUGUAGGCAGCCCUGGAUGCUGAUUGGAGGUAGAGGCCUCUGCUUCCUGUCUAGAAGAAACACUCCCAAAAUCCCAUGCAGGACUUAAAUGAUUAAAUAAAGAAGACAGCACACUCAGAUGUAUAUCUUUUCUUCUUGUCUGGAUGAGUUUAUUCGAUCAAAUGUCCAUGCUGGUAUAGCUUACGUGUGUAUUUGAAACAUAUUCAGUAUUUGGAUGAGAGGUCCUGUCUAAACGGUGCUGGUUCUAAUUCCUCAGUUAUUUUACAGCCUGCCAAGGAGUUCAAUAAAAAAUAUUGUUUUUCA